This is a messenger RNA of Lathyrus sativus (Indian pea), 285 nucleotides long. Lineage: Eukaryota; Viridiplantae; Streptophyta; Magnoliopsida; Fabales; Fabaceae. The record is from the annotation of a GenBank genome assembly.
AUGGGAGGUGAAGAAAAUGUAAAGCAUCUCGAAGAUUGUUCCGUUGCCAAUGCAUUGGGAACUUGGGUAUUCUCUGUGGCAGGAGCUUUGCUGGCAAUUCCGGUAGGAAUUAAGCGCAAAUCUCUUGGACCCCUUGUAUUUUUUGGCACCACCGGAACUAUGCUGGAUAUUAUUAUGGGAAUUACAGCGUGCGAAAGGGAACAUGCAGAGCACCAAAUGAAGCUACUUGAAGCUCAAAAUGGUGCAUCUGAAACUUCGUUGGAUGAGACAAAUACUGAUUCAUAA